AUGAAAUUCUUGUUGUUGGGCUCGACCCUCUUACUAUCAACCGUUGUGCAGGCACAUCCGGGACCACAUUCCCAACCCGAUGCCGUACAGUUGGCCCGGCGCGGAGCCGUGGCAAAAAGGUGUUCCGACACGGUCGGCCUCAUGAAGAGGAACCGGCAUGCAAUGCGCCGACGGGCACUUUCGCUAUCCGACGAUGAUGAUGGUACCACCACCUACACCAUCACAGCUGAGGCUCCCAAAUACGACUUCUUGAAGAAUGACACCUGCAUUCUCACGCCGGAAACUAGCCCGGGGCCCUAUAUUUAUCCGCGGAGUCAGACUCUGCGCCAGGAUAUUGUCGAGGAUCAAAUUGGGGUACCCUUCGUCAUGGACAUUGGCCUCAUGGAUAUCCAUACCUGCGAGCCCUUGACGGAUGCAUUAGUGGAUGUUUGGCACUGCAAUGCCACUGGAUCGUAUAGUUCCUUCACUGGUCUGAAUCCAGAUAUCUCAUUUCCUGAGCAGUACUUUGAAAGCACUGGUACGCAAAUUGACGCGGAUAGCGGCAUGAGUGAUGUCUCGUUUCUAGCAACGGACGAUACAACCUGGCUUCGGGGCAUGUGGCCCACCGAUGAGAAUGGCGUGACCAGCUUCACCUCGAUAUUCCCUGGGUUUUAUACCAACCGUGCCAUCCACAUUCACGUGCAAGUGCACACAAACUGGAGUAUAACCAGUAAUGGCACCAUAGGUGCAGGCAGAACAGUCAAUACGGCCCAGUUGUUUGUCAACGAAGAUGUGGCUACAGAGAUCAUGGCAGUACCUCCGUAUUCCCAUCACACUCAGAUCCAGCGGAAACCAGUGUCAGAGGACGGGGUUUAUUAUGAGGAAUCGUUGACGGGGGCCAUGGCUAUCAUGGAUACGGAGCCGCUAGAUGGUCAGGAUUAUAGGAAUGGAGUCCUUGGGUAUAUUACCUUGGGUGUUGAUACGACCGCAAUUCAUAAUGGAACCACCGAAGAUCCGAAUCCCCCUAUCCCAACCGGUGGAGGUAACUAG
Aspergillus tubingensis is the source of this 1029-nucleotide messenger RNA. Its product is annotated as aromatic compound dioxygenase. The transcript is spliced from 8 exons. Bases 1 to 1029 code for a protein of 342 amino acids. The record is from RefSeq and is a predicted model, not a curated record. Gene Ontology annotation, molecular function: iron ion binding; oxidoreductase activity, acting on single donors with incorporation of molecular oxygen, incorporation of two atoms of oxygen. Lineage: Eukaryota; Fungi; Ascomycota; Eurotiomycetes; Eurotiales; Aspergillaceae.